Mustela erminea (ermine) is the source of this 1381-nucleotide messenger RNA. RefSeq names its product chromosome 20 C16orf92 homolog (gene FIMP1). Lineage: Eukaryota; Metazoa; Chordata; Mammalia; Carnivora; Mustelidae. The record is from RefSeq and is a predicted model, not a curated record. Bases 893 to 1270 code for a protein of 125 amino acids. The transcript has 4 exons. Gene Ontology annotation, biological process: fusion of sperm to egg plasma membrane involved in single fertilization.
CCAAUCAGACGAGAGCUAACUCUGAGGCUGAGAGGGCCCGCAGGAUGGACGGUGGCUGUGGGGAAGUGACAGACAACAGCGGGGAUCGGAAAUGGGAAACGGGAUGGUCCUUGGGGGACCCCACCCAGAGAGGGGAGCCUGCCAGGGCGCUGUGGGUGACCAAAGGGCCUGCCUCGAGAUGGGCGGGCCUUCCCUCCGACCACCCCCGAGCCAGCCGUUCCCGCAGCAGCACCUUCUCCUGCGGCACCUGCGGGAAGAGGCGGGAGGAGGGCUUGGAGGAGCUGGAGCGGGGCCCUCGCGGCGGGGAGGGAAACCGGCGACCGGGAGCACUGCUGCCACCUAGUGGGACACGCCUGUUAUUUCUCCUGGCUCCCAACCCCAGGGUCAUCCUCCGCGGAGCGCUAAGGGACACCCCCAUGCCCUUGAAUCUGGGGGCACAGGCAGAGGGUUGCCUCAGAGAGGAAAAUGCCCGGCCCUGGGAAGUGUGCGUCGCCCACAUGACUUUGCUCCUCUGUGCCUUGGUUCCCUUUUCAGUAUAUGGAGGACAGGCUAGCUGCGAUGGGUAACGGAGUCCAUGUCACAGUGGAUGGGGCUGGGGGGUCACUGGAAGUGUUUAUCCCUGCCCCUCCCCCCAGGAAAGACGGUGCCUGCUACAUAAGGCACCUCUCCUUAGUCCCAGCUUCCAGCAAGCUUGUCCCGGGUCCCUCCUAGUUCUAAAUGUUGGGACUGUCCCGUUACUGUUUUAUCACUGGCAUCGCCCCAACGGUGAAGGCCCUGGGCAAGGGGGGUCCUAAAGUGUCUUCUGAUGCGGGGACUUGGGGGAAGGGUCCCAGCUCCCAGUGCUUUCUCUCGCCCCUCACCGCAGAGCUCAUGCUCAGAAUGACCCCAGGCUAUGACGUCACAGAGCCCCCAACCCUGUCCCAGGAGCGGAAGGGUCAUGAGGCUGCGGCAGUGGGCGUGGGCAUGGGCGUGGCUGGCUGGGCUGGCGGCCGUGGAAACAGCACCCAGCCAGGAGAGCACCAACACCUUGGCUCGGGGAGCAGAGUCUCUGUACUUCAUAGACAGACCCGACUUCUUUGAUUACCCAGACUCAGACCAAGCCAGGCUCCUGGCUGUGGCCCAGUUUAUUGGAGAGAAACCGGUCAUCUUUGUUAACUCAGGAUCCACCUCCGAUUUCUUCCAUCACAUCUUGGUGGGCGCCCUGGUAGUGGCCUUCUUCUUCCUGCUUUACCAGUUCUGCACACACAUGAGCUGUGAGAGAGGGGCCUGAGGAGCCGCACAAGGGCCCGGGACUCUGCCCUGAGUGCCCAAACCCACCCUCCUCUCCUGCUGAUGAAUAAAAGUCUACUUUUUCCUUCCCUGACUGCUCCGUAACUAGGCA